Messenger RNA from Equus quagga, 2632 nucleotides. RefSeq names its product UFM1 specific ligase 1 (gene UFL1). The coding region runs from base 72 to 2447 and encodes 791 amino acids. The record is from RefSeq and is a predicted model, not a curated record. Gene Ontology annotation, molecular function: UFM1 ligase activity. Gene Ontology annotation, biological process: protein K69-linked ufmylation; response to endoplasmic reticulum stress; regulation of proteasomal ubiquitin-dependent protein catabolic process. Gene Ontology annotation, cellular component: endoplasmic reticulum membrane. Lineage: Eukaryota; Metazoa; Chordata; Mammalia; Perissodactyla; Equidae. The transcript has 19 exons.
CCGUCCCGGCUCGCGCUGCCUUUGGGUUGACGUGUCUGCAUUUCCUCGGCGGCUCAGCGACUAGGGCCGUGAUGGCGGACGCCUGGGAAGAGAUUAGGCGGUUGGCGGCUGACUUCCAGCGGGCGCAGUUCGCCGAGGCCACACAGAGAUUGUCAGAGCGGAACUGCAUUGAGAUUGUGAAUAAAUUGAUUGCUCAGAAACAGCUGGAAGUAGUUCACACGCUUGAUGGGAAGGAAUAUAUUACUCCAGCCCAAAUUAGUAAAGAAAUGAGAGAUGAGCUACAUGUCAGAGGUGGUCGAGUAAACAUUGUUGAUCUGCAACAGGUGAUUAAUGUGGAUCUGACUCAUAUUGAAAAUAGAAUUGGUGACAUUGUUAAAUCAGAAAAGCAUGUUCAGCUAGUGUUGGGACAACUGAUAGAUGAGAACUAUUUGGAUCGAUUAGCAGAAGAGGUAAAUGAUAAAUUGCAAGAAAGUGGUCAGGUAACCAUAUCAGAACUGUGUAAAACCUAUGAUCUUCCUGGAAACUUUCUGACACAGGCGCUAACUCAGCGACUAGGUAGAAUAAUUAAUGGACACAUUGAUCUUGAUAACAGAGGAGUAAUAUUUACUGAAGCUUUUGUAGCUCGACAUAAAGCACGCAUCCGCGGACUGUUCAGUGCUAUUACCCGGCCUACAGCAGUGAAUUCUUUGAUUUCAAAAUACGGAUUUCAGGAGCAACUUCUUUACUCUGUGCUUGAGGAACUUGUUAAUAGUGGACGAUUACGAGGCACUGUGGUUGGUGGGAGACAAGAUAAGGCGGUUUUUGUUCCUGACAUUUACUCCAGAACACAGAGUGCUUGGGUGGAUUCCUUUUUCAGGCAGAAUGGCUAUCUAGAAUUUGAUGCUUUAUCCAGACUUGGAAUCCCAGAUGCUGUGAGCUACAUCAAGAAAAGAUAUAAGACUACACAACUCUUGUUUUUGAAGGCAGCGUGUGUUGGUCAAGGACUUGUGGAUCAGGUGGAAGCGUCGGUAGAGGAAGCCAUCAGCUCUGGAACAUGGGUUGAUAUUGCGCCUCUGCUACCCAGUUCUUUCUCAGUUGAAGAUGCUGCAAUGUUGCUUCAACAGGUGAUGAGAGCAUUCAGCAAACAGGCUUCAGCUGUAGUCUUUAGCGACACCGUGGUAGUCAGUGAAAAAUUUAUAAAUGACUGUUCAGAUCUCUUCAGUGAACUGAUGCACCAAAAAGCUGAAAAGGAAAUGAAAAAUAAUCCUGUGCAUGUAAUCACUGAAGAAGAUCUGAAACAAGUUUCCAUUCUAGAAAGCAUUAAUACAAGUAAAAAGGAUAAAAAAGAUGAACGAAGGAGGAAAGCAACAGAGGGCAGUGGAAGUGUGAGAGGAGGUGGCGGUGGCAAUGCCAGAGAGUACAAAAUUAAAAAAACCAAGAAGAAAGGAAGAAAAGAUGAUGAAAGUGAUGACGAAUCAUCUCAUACUGUAAAGAAGAAGCCAGAGAUCACUUUUAUGUUCCAAGAUGAAAUUGAAGACUUUUUAAGAAAACACACACAAGAUGCCCCUGAGGAAUUUAUUUCUGAACUUGCCGAGUACUUAGUAAGACCUCUUAAUAAAACUUAUCUCGAGGUGGUACGUUCAGUAUUCAUGUCUUCAACUUCUGCCUCUGGAACUGGAAGAAAGCGCACAAUCAAGGACUUGCAAGAAGAGGUUUCAAACCUUUACAAUAAUAUUCGAUUGUUUGAAAAAGGGAUGAAGUUCUUUACAGAUGAUACGCAGGCUGCUCUCACCAAGCACUUACUGAAGACAGUGUGUACUGAUAUCACCAACCUCAUUUUCAACUUCUUAGCUUCGGAUUUAAUGAUGGCAGUAGACGAUCCUGCAACCAUUACAAGUGAAGUAAGAAAAAAAAUAUUAACUAAAUUACCAGAAGAAAAUAAAGUAGCUCUCUCUAAGCUCCACAGCGCUCUGAAUGAGAAGAGCAUAGAAGACUUUCUUUCUUGUCUGGAUUCUGCAGCAGAAGCUUGUGAUAUUAUGGUGAAAAAGGGAGACAAAAAAAGGGAAAGGCAGAUACUGUUCCAGCAUCGGCAAGCACUGGCUGAACAGCUAAAAGUCACAGAAGACCCUGCUCUCAUUCUGCACCUCACAUCAGUCCUGUUGUUUCAGUUCUCAACCCACAGCAUGCUCCAUGCACCUGGAAGAUGUGUCCCACAGAUCAUUGCUUUUCUUAGUGGGAAAAUUCCAGAGGAUCAGCAUACUCUUUUGGUAAAGUAUCAAGGUUUGGUUGUAAAGCAGUUAGUAAGCCAAAAUAAGAAGACUGGGCAGGGAGAUGAUCCCUUGAGUGAUGAAUUAGACAAAGAACAAGAAGAUGUCACCAAUACCACCCGUAAAGAGCUUCAAGAACUUUCUUCAUCCAUUAAAGACCUUGUUCUCAAGUCCAGAAAAUCAUCUGUGACAGAAGAGUAAUGAUCUUAAUUUACUUAUGUCAUAUGGUAAACUUUUUCCCCCAAAGUUAAAGGUGAAUUGUUACAAAAAAAUAUUCACUUCACAAUCCUCAAUCCCUAUUAACAGCCCCUCCCACCCACACAAUUCAGUUAAAACAGUUGUGUUGUAUUCAAUGUAAAUCUCAUAAACUUGUGAAUUUUUCUAAA